UAUACAUUCAUACAUAUGUCAUACAUAGUAUACAGCUCCCAACAAAACACAUUUAAUUUUCUGUUGCCUGCGGUUAAGUUUUCCACAAGGACAAAAUGUGGAGACUACGGGCCCUGGUAGUCCACAUUUUCCUGCUGGCCUCCAUACUGACCACCUACUUCUCCUCGACCAUCUUACCAGGACUCGUUCCCCAGAAGACAAUGCGUGAGAUGGGUUUCGAGCCGCCCGCAGAUCGCCUGGUUGUAUUCUUGACCGAUGGCUUUCGGGCGGCUUCCUUCCUGGCGAAGAACGGAAGUGUGGUGCCGGAUCUACGCAAUCUAUACCGGACACAGGGCCGCAUAGCCAUCUCCCGCUCCUUGACACCGACUCAGACUGCCGUCGGGCACAUAGCCAUCUUUGGUGGCUUAAUGCAAGAUCCGACGGCUGUUCUUGUCAACUUCCGCUAUGUUCCCGUUCACUUCGAUACCGUCUUCAACCGCAGCCGCAUGACCAUUGGCUGGGACGAUGAUUUCGUGGACCAUGUCUUCCGAAACCAACCGCACGGUGGUGCUCCGCUGCGGAUCAAGACGGGAGAUAAGAAAGAUAUGAAAUUCGAUGCCUGGGUGUUUGGUCAGGUGAAGGAAUUUCUGGCCAGAAGCGACAAUGUUCGGGAAGUACGCAAUCACAAGGGAGUAGUGUUCUUUGUUUAUUUGGCGGAUUUAGAUGCAUGGGCCCAUCGCUACUCACCCUUGCUUCCUGAGUUCGAUCAGCAGCUCCUGCGCACUCAGAAAGGCAUUCACACCACCUACGAACUAUUUGAGAAAACCUUCAACGACAGCCGAACGGCCUAUCUGCUGACCUCCGAUCAUGGAAUGGGGAAUACUGGAAUGCACGGCGGUUCUUCACGUCAUGAAAGAGAAACGCCUUUGUUUAUGUGGGGUGCUGGCGUGAAGAGGACAGUCGGUCCGAAUGCAGCGUUUCCCACCUGGAAGAAAGCAUCUAGGGUGGAACAGAUUCAACUGGCGCCACUGAUGUCGGCUUUUAUAGGCCUUCCACCUCCAAUGAAUAACAUAGCAAUGAUGCCAAGGGGAUACCUCAACGUAAGCACCGAGUAUGAAGCUAUGGCUUUCCACCUGAAUGCCCUGCAGAUCCUGGAUCAGGCCGAGAUCGUUAUUAGCCGAAAUGAUCGCUCUCUUUUCUGCGAAUGGCUGCCAAGAUUCAAAAGACUGGACUUAAAGCAAAUUGCUGCCUACAAGGCGAACUUUAAAUCUUUGGUAUCUCAGGGACACAGCCAAGAGGCCAUGGAAGAAUGCCAGCGGAUUAUAAAAUUGGCCCAAAAGUGCGUGAAGUAUUAUCAAGGGUAUUACCAGACUCCAUUGCUAGUGGCCACCACGAUCUCCUACCUGGUCUGGUUAUACUGCCUGCUUCUGCAGCUGACAAGGAUAGCCACGGAGAAUCAGAGAAAGGGAUUCGUCACCUUGUCGACGGUAAUGCUGUCAGCCCUCGGAAUUAUCGAACUAGUUCUGUUGGUUCUGCAAAAGGUGCCGUUCUUCACAUCCGUCUGCCUGUUGUUACCAACCUGUUUGCUAAUAAUGGCUCAAGCUGAACGCUCUGCAAAUGGCCCUUGGAUUAAGGCACCUCUCAUGAACCUCUUCUCAACAUUGGUGCCCGCAGCACUAAUAAUUCUAGUGUACUUUGAGUACAAGCAUUUUGCAGAGCUAUAUGUAUUGUCGCUGUUCCUGCACUAUCAUCGUCUGUUCCGGAAGCCCUCGCUGAAGUUUUUCCUAUGGAUGAUUCUUGUGUGCAUAAUCAGUGCCUCCCUGUUCCUUUCCCAAUACACCCAGUAUGGCGUUGACCCCGAAUUGCUAAAUUUCCAUGUGCUACAGUUGGGCAUGUUGGUGGCCCUGGUACGUCCCAUCAUCUUGCGACACAAGAUUGGUUUACGUGUUUGGGCCAUUAACGCGAUGACCUUUGCGGCUGGAGCCUAUGGAGUCAAAAAAUAUGUCUCGAAAGAGGUGGUUCCAGAUUUCGUAAAGGCCACUACCUGGUUCUUUUUGGUCUACGCCUUCCUAUCAAUUCGCUACUCCGAUGCAUCCUUUAAGACCGCUAUGAGAAGACUCGCACUGAUUACCAUGAAUAUGAUCACCUUGCACGCCCUGCUCUGCGAACGUUGGGGUUCUUGGGCAAUGCAAAUUCUGAGCACCGAGCUAAUUUUUGGCCUGCAGAUGUAUGAGGACUCCAAGCGAUCUGAUGACAACUAUGAGGGCGUCGGGGACCGAAAGCCACUGCUACAUCUGAAGCAGUCCUACAGGUAUGGCUUUGCCAUCGUCCUGUACUUCUAUGUGACCUUUGCGCUGGCCGGAAAUUGGAUAGGGUCUUUUAUAUUCUGGCCUAACACGGCCAGACUGUUUUAUGCACACUAUAGCUUAUUCGUCCCCGGAUGUCUGAUCAUACUGAAGAUUGUGCUCCCAUCACUGAUCGUUAUCUCGACCCUGUACGCUCUGGUUCCCUUCGUCCGGCAAAAUAUCAGAUCGACAUUCACCUGCGUCCUGCUCAUCAGUAACGUCAUGGGGCUGUACUUCUGCUACUACGUCAAAAAGAGGGGUGCAUAUGACGAUGUAAGGAACUCUCUGGAUAAGCUGCUAAUCACGCAUGUGGUUAACCUGUUGUUACUGGGAUGCUGCUGCAUCGUUGUGGGUUUCCUCCAUGAUACGGAAAUGAGAAAGCCAAAGUCCAAGAAAGAAAGACGCGUUCGUUUUACCUCGGCCAAUGAAGAGAGCCGCGUUUAGUUAAAUAAAGUUGUAUAUUUUUAAAGCA
Molecule: messenger RNA, 2796 nt
Organism: Drosophila kikkawai
Lineage: Eukaryota; Metazoa; Arthropoda; Insecta; Diptera; Drosophilidae
Product: GPI ethanolamine phosphate transferase 1
Biological process (GO): GPI anchor biosynthetic process
Cellular component (GO): endoplasmic reticulum membrane
Molecular function (GO): mannose-ethanolamine phosphotransferase activity
Source: RefSeq, a predicted model, not a curated record